Molecule: messenger RNA, 393 nt
Organism: Camelina sativa (false flax)
Lineage: Eukaryota; Viridiplantae; Streptophyta; Magnoliopsida; Brassicales; Brassicaceae
Source: RefSeq, a predicted model, not a curated record
UAAAAGUGAAUCUGCCUCAGUAUUUUAUUGCGAAAUGUGUCUCUGUUAUUACGAAAGCCUUGAUGAUUUCAGGACGCAUCUCUCAACUGAAGAACAUACACAACAAGAGGGUUAUAUUAAUGGGUAUUUUCAAUCUAGGGAGAAGGUUCAUUCGGCCGAGUACGAUCCAGAGGGUUGGCUAGAGGUAUGCGAGAUGAGACGUAAGGUGAAGAAGGAAACUAAGUCAUUCGAGUACGAUCGAGGGCAUUGGCUCCGACAGGCAAAACGUAGGAGGAAAGCAUUCCGGACGAUUUUUCCUCUUCGUUUACGUCUUACUAAUCGUGGGCGUAGACCUCGACGAAAAUCUCCAACCUGCAAGAAAGAGUAAUGUAUUUAUAAAUAUAUGUUAGUAAU